CUAAACAAGUAGCGCAAUGGGGAGCAGUGGUUCCAGGUGUAAGCAAGUAAAACAGAAAACUCCAACUGCCUCCAACAGAAAAGACUUGAGAAAGGAACAGCUUUGUAAGGAGGGGUGUAUAACAAAUACUGACCAAACAUCUACCAGCUUAGCGUCCAAACAGUAUGCAGAAAACAAAAAUGAGGAAACAAAGGUGGAUUUCAAAGCUGAAGAACAUUACAAUGUUGAGGAAUACAGAGCCGUUCCCGAAGCCAUUCCUGUCGCUGUUCCUGUCCUGCCCUCGAUCUCCAUCAUCGCUCAGACAGGGGCUGUUAACUGUGUCCCUCAACUCAGCCACAAUACUAUUGGAGGUGAUGUGAACAUCAGCAUCUCCGUUCCAGCUCCGGAGAAAGAGGACACAUCCCAGGCCACAGAAAUUAGACAAGUGCUUGAUGUCUUACCAAGGGUUAAAGACAAACAUAAAUCUAUUCUGAGGAAGAAGUUUACACAUGUGAUUGAAGGCACAGCAUGGGAAAAAACUGCCCUCAACAGCAUCUUUACAGAGCUCUACAUUACCAAAGGAGAUAGUGAAGGGCUAAACCAAGAACACGAGGUGUGGCAGAUUGAGGAUAAAUCUAGAACAAAAUCAUCACCCGACAUUCCAAUCGACUGCAAUGACAUAUUCAAAUGUGAAGAAGGGAAACACAUUAGAACUGUACUGACCAAGGGGAUCGCUGGCAUUGGGAAAACGUUUUUAGUGAGGAAGUUUAUUCUUGACUGGGCCGAAGAAAAAGCAAACAAGGAUUUUGUUGAUUUCAUAUUUGAGCUUCCUUUCAGGGAGCUGAAUUUGAUUGAAGGUGAUAAUAAUCUUUCUGAACUACUUCUUGGCUUCUACCCGGAACUUGAAGACAUAGGGAAUUUACAAAAAUUGAAUGCUCUGUUCAUCUUUGAUGGUCUAGAUGAAAGCCGGCAUCCUUUGAAUUUUGAUGACAACAAGAGGGUGACUGAUAUAAAAGAGAGAUCGUCAUUUGAUAUAUUGAUGACAAACCUUAUCAAGGGAAAUCUGUUUCCCUCUGCCUACAUCUGGAUAACAUCCAGACCAGUUGCUGCCAAUCGUAUCCGACCUGAAAAGUUCAUCCACCAAGUCACAGAAGUACGGGGGUUCAAUGACCCACAAAAAAAACUGUACUUCAGGAGAAAAUUCAAGGAUGAGGACAAGGCCAACAGAAUCAUCUCACACAUUGAAACGUCAAGGAGCUUUUACAUCAUGUGUCACUUACCAGUAUUUUGUUGGAUCGCUGCUAUGGUUUUUGAGCAGAUGUUCAAGGAAAGUGAGAACAGAAAGAUCCCUACAACUCUGACUGAGAUGUACACACAGUUAAUGCUUAGCCAAGCAAAGCAGGCAAAUGAGAAGUAUAAGAGGACUGGCAAUGAGACAGAUCCAGAGAAGAUCUUGAAAUCGAGGAAGUGCUUCAUUUUGAAACUGGGGAGGCUGGCAUUUGAACACCUAGAAAAAGGCAAUUUUAUAUUUAAUGAGAACGACCUGGAUAAAUAUGACAUUGAUAUCAGUGAAGCUGCAGAGUACUGUGGGUUGUGCACAGAAAUAUUCAAACAACAAACAGUGAUGCAUAGAAAGAAAGUGUACUGCUUUGCACAUCUGACCAUUCAAGAGUAUUUUGCUGCCCUGUAUGUGUUUCACUGUUUUGUAAGUAGGAGCAUUGAGUCAUCAAGUCUCAAGUCUUUUCUGAUGGAAGGGUCAGAACCUGGACUCAAAUCUAUCCUUGAAGAAGAGCCUAUAAAUCUGCCUUUGAAUGAGUUCAUGGAGAUAGCAAUGUACAACUCAGUGGGGAGAAAGAAUGGAGAGUUUGACCUGUUCCUUCGCUUCCUUGUUGGCAUCUCACUGGAAUCAGUUCAGGAACUUCUAGUUGGACUACUGCCACCGACAAUGGAUGUUUCAGAGACUGUAGAAGAGGUCAAGUCAACCCUUAAGGAAAUGGAUCUAAUCGACGUCUCCCCUGAAAGGUGCCUCAAUCUUUUUCUCUGCUUGGCUGAAGUAAAAGAUAAUUCACUCCAUGAAGACAUUCAGAGGUGGAUGAGGUCAGAAAAUCAGGCAGAAACAGAACUCUCACCGGCUCACUGUUCUGCUCUGGCCUAUGUUAUACUUGCAUCAGACAAGGUAAUGGAUGAAUUUGACCUGAUGAAAUACAACACAUCAGAUAAGGGAAUAUUUAGACUCAUUCCAGCUGUGAGGAACUGCAAAAAGGCAAUAAUCACCAGUGUUUACCUUGACAAAUGGAUUCUGGAAACUGUGGCCUCAGCUCUUGACCUUCCAGACUCUCCAUUGAGAGAGCUUGACCUAAGAAACAAUCACCUGUUCGAUUCAACAGUCGAGCUGCUCUGUAAAGGACUGUUGAGCCCACACUGUAAACUAGAGGCUCUGAGAUUUUCUGGAGAAGGACUGUCAUCUAAUGCUUGUGCUCACCUGGCCUCUGCUUUUAAAUCAUUGAGCCCCCACUUGAGAGAGCUGGACCUGAGUGGCAAAUUACUGUAUGAAUCAUUAAAUGAAGUACUCUCUGCUGGCCUGGGGAGUCCACAGAGUAAACUAGAAAAACUUACGUUGAAUCAAAAUCUCCAAAUGAACAAAACCUGUGAAGUACUAGUUUCAGCUUUCAACUUAAAAUCCUGCCGUCUGAGAGAGCUGGACCUGAGUUACAGUGACAUGAACGUUUCAGGAGUGGAGUUGCUUUCUGCUGGACUGAAAAGCCCACACUGUAAACUGGAUACAUUUAGGCUUAAGCAGUGUAAUCUGACUGAAAAAUGUUGUGAGAUAUUGGCUCUAGCCCUCUGGUCAAACCCCUCAUGCCUGAGAGAGCUGGACUUGAGUAACAAUGACCUGCAUGAUUCUGGAGUGAAGCUGCUCUCUAAUGGACUGGUGAACUCAAACUGUGCACUGGAAAAACUAAGCCUGUCGUUCUGUAGAGUCACAGAGGGAGGGUGUGCAUACCUGGCUUCAGCUCUCAUGUUGGAAUCAUCCCAUCUGAAAGAGCUGGACCUGAGCUACAACUGCCCGGGAGACUCAGGUGUAAAUGUUCUGUCUACUAGACUUGAAGACCCACAUUGUAAACUGGAGAAACUCAAUGUGGACCAUAACGACGAGUGCUGGGUGAAGUUGGAGCUAUUAAGGAAGUAUGGCUGCAAGCUUGAAUUUGACCACGACACAGCACACCGUGAACUGUUUUUAGACGACCGAACUGUAAAACGGGUCCUAGAGGAGCAACCGUAUCCGGAACAUCCAGAUAGAUUUAUGGAAAGCCCAAUUGUGCUGUGUAAAGAGGGUCUUACAGGGCGCCGUUAUUGGGAGGUACAGUGGAAAGGUGCAGUUAAAAUUGGUAUGACUUGUAAAGACAUCCAGAGGAGUCGAGAAAUUAAUGGUUAUGGACUUGGACAUAAUAAAUCCUGGUGUAUAAAUAUAAGUGAAUCCAGCUGCUCCUUUCAUUAUGGUAGCUUAGGUAUAUUGUUCUCCCCUGAAGUCAUAUUCCAAAGUAAAUGUAUAGGAGUGUAUCUGGACUCAGUGGCCAGAACUCUGUCUUUCUACACAGCUGAAGGAGACACACUGGCCCACCUGUAUACAUUCCACUCCACUCUCUCUGAACCCCUCUACCCAGCAUUUGAGAUUAAUAAUAUAUAUUCAGAAAUAAUAAUCGAGGACUUGGACAUUAGCGGACAUUGAGCAUAUCAGACAGUGUUGUUUUGUAGCUAUCCUCGCCCCGGCACAGGAAUACCCUGUGAGGAAAAGAGUGCCGCUGUAUUUUCUGUGUUUUUGUUUGUGGCUGUGGACUUAACUUUGUUUGAUAAUGAACAGGGAAUAUGUAUAUAUGAAUGAACAUUGUAACUUUGUGGAUUUUGAUAAGGAACAGGGAAUAUGUAUAUAUGAAUGAACAUUGUAACUUUGUGGAUUUUGAUAAGGAACAGGGAAUAUGUAUAUAUGAAUGAACAUUGUAACUUUGUGGAUUUUGAUAAGGAACAGGGAAUAUGUAUAUAUGAAUGAACAUUGUAACUUUGUGGAUUUUGAUAAUGAACAGGGAAUAUGUAUAUAUGAAUGAACAUUGUAACUUUGUGGAUUUUGAUAAGGAACAGGGAAUAUGUAUAUAUGAAUGAACAUUGUAACUUUGUGGAUUUUGAUAAGGAACAGGGAAUAUGUAUAUAUGAAUGAACAUUGUAACUUUGUGGAUUUUGAUAAUGAACAGGGAAUAUGUAUAUAUGAAUGAACAUUGUAACUUUGUAACAUUUUUAUUGAUUUAGCUAAAGCCUUUGACGCUAUCAAUCGAUUUUAGUUGAUGUGUAUUAAUAUUGUCUAAGUGCAGAUGGUGACUCCCUCAUCUUAAUGGCGAUGACACUAUUCAAUAUACAGUAAGCAUCUCGUUGAAUACUGUGCUGUCCACUCUAAAAUCUUUAAUAAGAUCAAACUGUUUUUGGACCUUCUUUACCUAUUCCUGAAUCUCCCAGAAACGUGUAUGCUCUUU
Esox lucius (northern pike) is the source of this 4502-nucleotide messenger RNA. RefSeq names its product NACHT, LRR and PYD domains-containing protein 12. Gene Ontology annotation, molecular function: protein binding. The coding region runs from base 17 to 3709 and encodes 1230 amino acids. NCBI's taxonomy places the organism in Eukaryota, Metazoa, Chordata, Actinopteri, Esociformes, Esocidae. The record is from RefSeq and is a predicted model, not a curated record. The transcript has 12 exons.